AUGGAGGUGGAGGGAAUUGCAGCAGGAUCAACAGGAAAUCCAAUGAACUUGAAGGAGAUAUUUUAUACCAAUCUCUUGUUGUUGGAGUUCGAUACUGAAGCUCAAGAAGCCAAGUAUCGAAUACCGUUUAAUAGGUGAGAUGAAUUAUUGCAUCUUGUGUUUUCCCUGAGGGCUGAGGAGUUCAAAACACUAUAAUAUGUGAAAAAUCAUCUGGCAUUAUUAAAUAUUAAUUAAAUAGAGUAAAUCAGUAAAAUAUAAACUAAGAAACCCUCGACACAGUGACCCUUACUGGAAGGUUUGGAAAUUGCCCACCUGAGAUUUUGAAAAUUUAAUAGUAAAUGUGUAUCUUGAUUGUGCAAUACAAACUUUCCAUAAUGACCGUCGACAAAUAGAUUUAGUCCUCUGUUUUGCUGACUUAAGUUCCGAGAAGGGUGAAGGGCCAUCUGACUGGAAAGUUUGGCAAUUCCGCAACUGAGAUUUUGAAAUUUCAAAAUUGUGUGGCCGAUAUCUUGAUUUCACACACAAUAUCUCGAUUGCAUGAUCAAAAUACAAACUUUCCACACUGGGGAAGGGGUUAGCUCAAAAUCUGUGAUUACAAAAUAUUGGGACGAGCGAUGCUAUAUGUAAAAUAAUAUUCAGUAGCUAGUUGCAAAUUGGUAGGGGGAAGGGGCUCGUUCAAAGCAAUUGUGGAACAAGUCCGUGCAGUGUGAUGAAAUAUAUUGUUGACAGUUCCUAAGUAGGACUGUAGGGUGCAUCAGGGUGCAAUGCCAUUUGAAAAGUUACAAUUUAUUCUUAUCUUUUACAGUGAUAUGUUUCUAUAUCCAAACAAAAAAGCAAUGGAGGUUGUUUUGCAUUUCCUGUUUUGUAAACUGGAUGCACCGCUGGCCUUUCAAGAAUUUAGGUAAGUGUACAGAAGUGAAAAGUAGUACAUAAAAAAGUCAAAACAAUGAGUGACUGGAUUGAAUAGAGAAUAUUGGGAUUUUCAAAAUAAUGAAAAGAUGAUCCAGAGCUCCCUCAUGGAGAGAAUUGGAAGUUAACCCCUACUCUCCCCCCCCCCCCACCUUUGCCCUUUGGAUGUCCUAGUACAUCCUACUAUCAAUUGUAUACGUAUGUAACUAGAUGAUAUUUGAUAUUAAGUGAAAAAUCUUUGUUAAUUUGCAGAGACUGUUGGCCUGUUCGAGAUAAAAAGAUGGAACAAGAAUUUCGCAAAUCUUGUAACAGUUGGUUAACAAAGAUCUCAAAAGUAUAUUCCAUUACUUUUAACUAAUGUGCUUACUAGGGACCAAUAGUGAAUACUGUAAAAUUGCACUCAUCUAAAUGCAUAUCAUAUUUCAUAUUUUGUCAUAAACUGAUGAACAGGAAUAUAGUGGCAUCAGCAGUUGUUUUCAAUCGUAUAUGACUAGUCGUAUUGUGUAAAUGGGCCUUUCAUGAUAUGACUAUAUAAUUUAAGGUUGCUUAUUACUGUAAUUGUGUAAUUAAGUUGGAUAUUUUAUGGAAUGUAUUCUACUUGUAGGAGGAACCUGAUUCAAACUUACCAAGAAUUGGUCCAACUCUCUUUUUAUCUCCAGGAG
Paramuricea clavata is the source of this 1571-nucleotide messenger RNA. The record is from the annotation of a GenBank genome assembly. Lineage: Eukaryota; Metazoa; Cnidaria; Anthozoa; Malacalcyonacea; Plexauridae.